Sinocyclocheilus anshuiensis is the source of this 3707-nucleotide messenger RNA. RefSeq lists its product as uncharacterized. Gene Ontology annotation, cellular component: Mon1-Ccz1 complex; late endosome membrane; lysosomal membrane. The coding region runs from base 98 to 3415 and encodes 1105 amino acids. Lineage: Eukaryota; Metazoa; Chordata; Actinopteri; Cypriniformes; Cyprinidae. The record is from RefSeq and is a predicted model, not a curated record. Gene Ontology annotation, biological process: regulation of autophagy. The transcript is spliced from 34 exons.
UCACAUGACUGCCUCACUUUUGACGGACGCGGAAGUGGAAACACUAGCAAAAGUAAAAACACAACGCUGCGGAAUAAACGACUCUUUAUAAAACGAUAUGAGUGGCGAAUAUUAUCUAGAGUUCAGUGAAAACCCCGUGCAGUUUGAGAACGCAUCGAGCGUCAACAAUGUGUUUUUCGACGAGGCGAAUAAACAGGUGUUUGCAGUACGAUCUGGCGGGGCCACAGGUGUUGUGGUUAAAGGGCCAGAUGAUAAAAGCUCAGUGGCUUUCAGAAUGGAUGACAAAGGAGAGGUGAAGUGUAUCAAAUUCUCAUUGGGGAACAAAAUCUUAGCUGUGCAGCGCACUACAAAAUCAGUUGAUUUUACAAAUUUCAUUCCUGACUAUCCACACUUGGAAUUUUCCCAUGAGUGCAAGACAAAGAAUGCCAGUAUUCUCGGGUUUUGUUGGACCAACUGGAACGAGAUUGUAUUCGUCACUGACCAGGGAAUAGAAUUCUAUCAGGUGCUGCCUGAUAAACGAACCCUGAAGCUCUUAAAGAGCCAGAGCAUCAAUGUGAACUGGUACAUGUAUUGCCCAGAGACUGCCGUUCUUCUCCUUUCCACCACUGUACAGGGUAAUGUGCUACAGCCAUUUGCUUUCAAGAGCGUGACCAUGUCAAAGAUGUCCAAGUUUGAGAUUGAACUGCCAGCGGUGCCCAAACCAGCCAAACUCAGCCUCUCUGAACGUGACAUCGCUGUGGCUACAAUUUAUGAUCAGCUCUAUGUGAUGUAUCUGAAGCAUCACUCCAGAACCACCAACAGUCCUGGAGCAGAGGUGGUCCUCUAUCACCUGCCCAGAGAAGGCACGUGUAGGAAGACUCAUGUGCUCAAACUAAACACCACGGGUAAGUUUGCCCUGAACGUGGUGGAUAAUCUAGUUGUGGUGCACCAUCAGAGCUCACAGUCUUCACUCAUUUAUGAUAUAAAACUGAGGGAAUUAGAUGGUGCAUUAAAUGUGCAUCAGCCUGUGCUUCCUGCCCAAUCCAUCAACCCCUACAAGAUCCAUCUCACAGGACCUGCGGCCGCUCCAAGUCAGGCCCCUGUGCCUUGUGAACUUUACUCCUCUUCCUGGAGUGUUUUCCAACCGGAUAUCAUCAUCAGUGCCAGCGAAGGAUAUCUCUGGUACCUCCAGGUGAAGCUCCAGCCCACACUGAAUCUCCUACAGGAUAAAGGCAAACUCAUGGACUUCCUGUUGCGGAGACUAGACUGCAAAAUGGUCAUCUUGUCUGUAUGCUCGCAAAUGCUUACUGAAGGAGAUAAAGGGAAUCUGUCUGUGGUGGCCACAGUGUUUGAUAAACUCAACCAAGUGUACAAAGAGUACCUGGAUGCAGAGCAAGUGUAUACUGCGGCUAUGGAAUCAGGCCCCAGUCGCUCCAGCACUUCUUAUAAAAGGCCCGUCCGAACACAGGCGGUGAUAGACCAGUCAGACAUGUACACACACGUGCUGUCUGACUUCACUGAGAAGAAGGGAGUGAAGCAUAAGUUCAUCAUUGCAGUUCUCAUGGAGUACAUUCGUUCUCUUAACCAGUUUCAGAUCCCCGUUCAGCACUGGCAAACAUCCUUAAACUGUGUUUCGUUUGACAGAAUGGAUGACAAAGGAGAGGUGAAGUGUAUCAAAUUCUCAUUGGGGAACAAAAUCUUAGCUGUGCAGCGCACUACAAAAUCAGUUGAUUUUACAAAUUUCAUUCCUGACUAUCCACACUUGGAAUUUUCCCAUGAGUGCAAGACAAAGAAUGCCAGUAUUCUCGGGUUUUGUUGGACCAACUGGAACGAGAUUGUAUUCGUCACUGACCAGGGAAUAGAAUUCUAUCAGGUGCUGCCUGAUAAACGAACCCUGAAGCUCUUAAAGAGCCAGAGCAUCAAUGUGAACUGGUACAUGUAUUGCCCAGAGACUGCCGUUCUUCUCCUUUCCACCACUGUACAGGGUAAUGUGCUACAGCCAUUUGCUUUCAAGAGCGUGACCAUGUCAAAGAUGUCCAAGUUUGAGAUUGAACUGCCAGCGGUGCCCAAACCAGCCAAACUCAGCCUCUCUGAACGUGACAUCGCUGUGGCUACAAUUUAUGAUCAGCUCUAUGUGAUGUAUCUGAAGCAUCACUCCAGAACCACCAACAGUCCUGGAGCAGAGGUGGUCCUCUAUCACCUGCCCAGAGAAGGCACGUGUAGGAAGACUCAUGUGCUCAAACUAAACACCACGGGUAAGUUUGCCCUGAACGUGGUGGAUAAUCUAGUUGUGGUGCACCAUCAGAGCUCACAGUCUUCACUCAUUUAUGAUAUAAAACUGAGGGAAUUAGAUGGUGCAUUAAAUGUGCAUCAGCCUGUGCUUCCUGCCCAAUCCAUCAACCCCUACAAGAUCCAUCUCACAGGACCUGCGGCCGCUCCAAGUCAGGCCCCUGUGCCUUGUGAACUUUACUCCUCUUCCUGGAGUGUUUUCCAACCGGAUAUCAUCAUCAGUGCCAGCGAAGGAUAUCUCUGGUACCUCCAGGUGAAGCUCCAGCCCACACUGAAUCUCCUACAGGAUAAAGGCAAACUCAUGGACUUCCUGUUGCGGAGACUAGACUGCAAAAUGGUCAUCUUGUCUGUAUGCUCGCAAAUGCUUACUGAAGGAGAUAAAGGGAAUCUGUCUGUGGUGGCCACAGUGUUUGAUAAACUCAACCAAGUGUACAAAGAGUACCUGGAUGCAGAGCAAGUGUAUACUGCGGCUAUGGAAUCAGGCCCCAGUCGCUCCAGCACUUCUUAUAAAAGGCCCGUCCGAACACAGGCGGUGAUAGACCAGUCAGACAUGUACACACACGUGCUGUCUGACUUCACUGAGAAGAAGGGAGUGAAGCAUAAGUUCAUCAUUGCAGUUCUCAUGGAGUACAUUCGUUCUCUUAACCAGUUUCAGAUCCCCGUUCAGCACUAUUUGUAUGAGCUAGUCAUCAAAACUCUGGUCCAGCACAACCUCUUCUACAUGCUGCACCAGUUUCUUCAGUAUCACGUCCUCAGCGACUCCAAACCACUGGCUUGUUUGCUGCUGUCUCUGGAGAGCACGUAUCCACCUGCUCACCAGCUCUCUCUGGACAUGCUGAAGAGGCUCUCCACCGCUAAUGAUGAGAUCGUGGAGGUUCUUCUGUCCAAGCAGCAGGUUUUAGGCGCUCUGCGUUUCAUUCGAAGCGUCGGCGCCCACGAUAACGUCUCCGCGCGGAAGUUUCUGGAUGCCGCACGGCAAACAGACGACACAAUGUUGUUCUACACCAUCUUCCGCUUCUUCGAGCAGAGGAAUAUGCGGUUGCGUGGUAAUCCUGGUUUCAACCAAGGAGAGCACUGUGAGGAGCAUGUGGCCUACUUUAAGCAAGUGUUUGGAGAGAACGCUUUGAUGAAACAAGCCACGGCAUGAAAGACUACAGUAGCAGCUGGAACGAUGGUUUAACCAGGAGGAAACGGUAUUGCGUUGAGCAAAAUGAAAACCAAAUGAAGCUCACACGAACUCUAGAGAGAGUCUAGUGUUACAAGAGACUUGAAAGAGACACUUUACCAUCUUGUAUGCAUGUUUGCCAUGAAGUUCAGAUGGUUUUAGCGGGAUAAAGCAGUAACAGAUCGGUGUUUGAAUGGAGAAUUACUAAUAUCGCCACAUUGCAAAAGAGUGCUUAACUAAAUGGUCUGUAUGUAUGAAUGCUGAUCAUGCAUAU